Messenger RNA from Drosophila hydei, 3124 nucleotides. RefSeq lists its product as uncharacterized. The coding region runs from base 1 to 3093 and encodes 1030 amino acids. Lineage: Eukaryota; Metazoa; Arthropoda; Insecta; Diptera; Drosophilidae. The transcript has 5 exons. The record is from RefSeq and is a predicted model, not a curated record.
AUGCAGUUUCGACAACCGCCGCGAAGUAUGCUAUGGAAAAUUGCAUUUCUAAUUAUCGCAUUAGUCGGCGACGUGUCGUGCAUAAGAAAUGGCGCCGGAAAUGACGAGCAGAAACACAUUUCCGCAAAGCUGAAAAACUUUUUUCCCUCGGAGCCGCUGCUUGACGUGAGCCCCAAAGCAGAGCAGAUAGCCGCCCAGACGUCCGCACGGGUCACAAAUGGCGGAUUUCGCCCCUCACAGAUGCUAGAGUUCACGCCCUCAGAUGUGAUGAACGCUGCCGGGCAACGCUUUCCGCCCAGCUACCUGGAGCCCAACUAUAAGCAUCCAUUGCCCAGCUCCUUGGCCAGCCUCCAUUCGCAGCACUCGGCCACGGACAAAGUGUUCUCCUUUCCGCAGGAGUCUCGGCCGCAGCUACAGACAGCGUUCCACAACUACGAGAACUCACAGAUACCCACCACGCCUGUGGUCAGCUAUUUGGAUCCCUUUACGCAGCAAAACUAUCAAUAUACGCCCACGCCCACGACAGCUACCACGCCCACCUACAUACAGUAUCAGCGCGAGCGUCCCGAGCAGCACGGGGACCAGGCCUAUACGGUGCAAUCGUCGCUGCUCGUCGGCAGCCAGUCGCCACAGCAUGCGUCGCGUCCCAGCGUGGCGGACGAGGUCUACUUGAAGCGACCCGGCUACGUCUUCGACGAGAGCCCCUCGACGCUCUAUCGUCGACCUGUGACGACGCCCACGGCUGCCACAUCGAAUAAAAUUUCAUACGACUCGCACGAUUACCCACCGCCCAGCUAUGCCGCCCAGCAGACGUCCAAUUUCGUGUCGCAGCCAACGCAGCGACCCCGCGAGGACCCACGACCGCCCUACAAUCGCCAAGACGUCAAUGAGAAUCGCCCAUCGAUACAUGGACCACAAUACUCGCCAUCGUCGUCGUCUAAUUAUGCAAACAACUUUGGUAAUUAUUUGCAGCGACCGCCCAGCUACUCCAGCCACUCGCAGUCGCGGCCGCAGUCGGAAUACCCCACGCACUAUCAAUACGAGCCGCUGCCUCAGCAACAGCAGCGACCGGGCCACAAUUACUACGAGUAUCAAAUUGGCGAGAUACCGCCACAGCAGCGACCACCCCAGCUCAACUAUCAUCCAGGCCCAGCGCCGGGCUAUCGGCCACCCUACCAGCAACAGCAGCAGCAGCCAGCGGGUGGCGGCUUCUCCACUUUGGCAACGUUGCUAAGCACUACACAGCAAUAUGCGCCACAAUUUACAAAUCUGCUAUUGGGCGGUGUCGGUGGUGGUGGUAGCUCCUCCUUGUCUGGUGGCAGCCCAUUAGGCAGUCUCUUAGGCGCCUUCGCUGGCGCGCAAGGUGCGGGGCAGCAGAGUCGACCGCCCAACACACAGCUCAUUAGAGCCCUGGAGAACAUCGCACGCAACGACGAUUUGCAGUGUGUGCCCAAGGUGCUCUGCCAAAUGAUUGCCGGUCAAACGCAACGUGGCCAGCUGCCAGGCUUCAUUACGUCUCCGGCCAUAACCAACUUUCUGGCUGGCUUCCCGGUUGCCUCACCUGCGCUCAUUUACGGACGCGCUGCGCUGCUCGGCAUUAGCGGAGGCACGCGUAGUUGCGUUCAGACCUAUGAGAAAUGCCCUAAGAAUGAGAUGGAAAUCAUUCACUAUCUGAACAAUCAUCGCGGCGGCUUUUUUAAGUUCUUCAGCGAGCCGGAAGAGCAACCAGCUGUGGCACAACAAAGCGAAUCGAGCGGCGGCUCAUUGUUCAGCAUCCUCUCGGCGCUAACAAACGGCGGUCAGAGCCAGGGGCAGGUGACGCGCACUACGCCUCGGCCAGUGGCGAGACCCACACAAAGACCCAGCACGGACAUUGCCGAUGGCAUCGGCAGCUUCUUUACCCGCGUGCUGUCCGAGUACAUGAGCGGCGUGGAGUAUCAGAGGCGUCGCCGCAGAAGAAGGAGUCUGUUGCCAACGGAAAUUAAACGCAACAUUCAGACGGAUAAUGGCCGCUUGAUGCCCGUUGAUUUUCAUGAUGAAGAAGAUGGCUUAGACACUCAGACGCCAGUCAAGUUUCAAGACGAUGAGGAGGCGGAGGCGGCAAAGGCACACACCGAACUGAUAGGUGUGCUGCAAUUUCCCGAAGAACAAGGUGAGGGCGAGGGUCGCAUACUGCACUUCAAAAACAUAGAAAGCGAUGAGCAUCAAGGGCAUGACAGCGGAGCUGUGAGAUUUCCGGAUGCAACGCCGGAAGCACAGCACGACAGCCAGCGAAAAAUUAUCUACGAAUUCAAUCGUAAUGCAGCUCAGCGAAAAUUGAGAUUUCCCCAAGACCAAAGCGAAGGUGAGCGCCAAGCCAAAACUCUGCAGCUGGCCGAGGGUUGGGCAGCUGUGCUGCCCAAUGGUCUCGGCGAGGAAGACUACGGCAAGGAAAAGAGACGUGGCAAGCGCAUUGUUUUUAAGGACACCAACGAGGAGCCCGAGGACUUGGAGGAGCGAUUCAGAGAAGAGCAAUCGAGAAGGCAGGAAGAGGAGGAAGAGCGUUUGCGGGAGCAACAAUUGAGAGAAGAGCAAUUCAGAGAGCAGCAGCUGCGAGAGGAUCGACAAAUCGAGACACAUGCACCACCAAAUGCCGUCUACGAGAAUGCAGCACCACCUCAACGUGGUGCCCGCGUCCUGUUUCCCGAUCAUUACGAACAGCACAUACGCAGAGGCAAGAUACUCAAUCGACCCACCUACGCGCCCAGCUACGAGUACAAUAACCAAGUCGAAGAGAAGGAGCAGCGUUUGGUGGUCAGCGAUGAGCAUAGACCCAGCAGCCACUAUCGGCUAGAGACGACGCAGAGUUUCAUGAACUAUGGCGAAUACCUGCCAGGAAAUACCGUGAGAUUCGACGAGUUGGGUGAAGCACAGUACAACUAUCCCAAUGCGAACUAUAUAAGCCACAAUCGAUAUAGCAGCAGCUAUCAGGCUACCUCCACGAGAAGCCCCAAGCAUGAGGAUAAUAAGAACAUCUAUGUGACCAACUCGCAGGGGGUAACGGAGUACUACAUAAGGCCGGACGGACGAAAGGUCUAUCUGGCGAGCGGAUAGCUUUGUAGAGUGUAAAUAUAGAAAGAGUUGC